AAAAAGCAAAAUAAAACAUACAACAGCCGGUGUUCGCCAGUGGUCACCCACCUGACUACUAAUCUGCCGGUUAAUGGCUUGUCUAUGGGGGAGCAGACGGGACCCCGAAUUUUCCAUUACCUAUGGUCGUAUGUGCUAAGAAAGUGUUUA
Molecule: messenger RNA, 150 nt
Organism: Trichoderma asperellum CBS 433.97
Lineage: Eukaryota; Fungi; Ascomycota; Sordariomycetes; Hypocreales; Hypocreaceae
Source: RefSeq, a predicted model, not a curated record